This is a messenger RNA of Thamnophis elegans (Western terrestrial garter snake), 1399 nucleotides long. RefSeq names its product neuronal pentraxin 1 (gene NPTX1). Gene Ontology annotation, cellular component: neuron projection; plasma membrane. The transcript is spliced from 5 exons. The record is from RefSeq and is a predicted model, not a curated record. Lineage: Eukaryota; Metazoa; Chordata; Lepidosauria; Squamata; Natricidae. Bases 1 to 1374 code for a protein of 457 amino acids. Gene Ontology annotation, biological process: axonogenesis involved in innervation.
AUGGUGCUGAAACUCCUUUUGCCGUUUCCCCCCCGGAGCUCCGCGUUGUUUGGGAUCUUCGCGCCGGUCAUGUUUGCCGCGGUCCGCUGCAGCUUGGUGUUGGUCUCCCUUUUCUACUUCAAAGGAUGCGCCCAGAAUUUUGGACAGACCCGGUUUAUCUGCACCUCGGUGCCGGUGGAUAUGGACAUGUGUACCUCUUCCAUUCAGAGCGGCGGUAGCACCGAGGAUAUGAAGACCACCGUGCUCCAGCUCCGGGAAACGGUGCUCCAGCAGAAAGAGACCAUUAUGAAUCAGAAAGAAACCAUUAGGGAACUGACCACGAAACUGGGCAGGUGUGAGAGCCAAAGCACUGUAGAAGCAGGCCCUGGUGACUCUAAAACGGGUGGGGGCUCCAACAGAAAGCAGACCGGCUCUUCCAAAAACACCAUGGGAGAUCUCUCCCGGACUCCAGCUGCUGAAACACUGAGCCAACUUGGGCAAACUUUGCAGUCGCUCAAAAUCAGGCUAGAAAACUUGGAGCAAUUUAGUAGGAUGAAUUCUUCGAGUCAAACCAAUUCCCUGAAGGAUAUACUUCAGAACAACAUUGAUGAUUUAGAAAAGCAAGUGCUCUCUCGAAUUAACAGCCUGGAAGAAGGAAAGUACAACUCCAAGAAUGAGUCUGAAGAAAGAGGGAAAAUAGAAAGCACCUUAACUUCCCUUCACCAAAGGAUCACUGACUUAGAGAAAGGUCAGAAAGAUAAUAGGCCAACAGAUAAAUUUCAGCUGACCUUUCCUUUGAGAACCAAUUACAUGUACGCAAAAGUGAAGAAAAGCUUGCCAGAGAUGUAUGCAUUUACAAUUUGUAUGUGGAUAAAAUCAAAUGCAUCUCCAGGUGUAGGCACACCCUUCUCUUAUGCAGUACCUGGACAAGCUAAUGAGUUGGUACUUAUUGAAUGGGGUAAUAAUCCUAUGGAGAUCCUUAUCAACGACAAGGUAGCAAAGCUUCCUUUUGUCAUUAAUGAUGGGAAAUGGCACCAUAUCUGCAUUGCAUGGACAACCCGGGAUGGUGUCUGGGAAGCUUAUCAAGAUGGCACCCAGCGAGGCAAUGGGGAAAACCUGGCCCCUUAUCACCCGAUCAAACCCCAAGGGGUCCUAGUGUUGGGGCAGGAACAGGAUACACUUGGUGGCGGAUUUGAUGCCACCCAGGCCUUUGUGGGAGAACUGGCCCACUUCAACAUCUGGGACCGAAAGCUCACCCCGGGGGAGGUCUACAACUUGGCUACUUGCAGCACCAAAGCCCUACCUGGUAGUGUCAUAGCCUGGUCUGAGACUAACAUUGAUAUUUACGGUGGAGCCACCAAAUGGACUUUUGAAGCCUGCCGUCAGAUCAACUAAAUCUGCCGUUCUUUUCCCCUGUCAC